GGUGUCAUGUGAUGCUGCUGACGCAGGUUGAUGACGGCGGUCGGCGCGGCGGCUUGAAGCUGGCGAGUGGUGUUGGAGUGUGGCGGGGGCUGUUUGGGCGGGUGUGUGGCCGGUUGCCGCAGAGGGAUACCCUCUGCGGAGAAGGCAUGGCGGCCCUGCCCUUACAGCAGCCCAGCUACUUGCUGGCUCUUCUUAAAGCAGAUGGUACAAAUAAGUCUCUAUUUCAGAGAUGUCAUGAAUUGUCCAAGGUGAUAGAAGAUUAUUCACCCAAGGGUUCUGUGAAGGCUUCAAUCCAAGAUGGUGUUCUACCUGAUUUUCCACUGUAUCAUAACAAGCUGCAGUUUCCUCUCUCAGGACUGACCAACCUCAGUCUCUCACUCAAUCCCUUCGAAUACUAUUUCUUCAAUUUUGCUAUGCAUCUCACCACACCACGGAAUUGUCCAUCUGGGCAGCUCUUCAGCACCUCAGACAGUGCUUAUUUUGUCAUAGUGGACAGGUACCUGAAAUACUUCCUUCCUACAGAGGGGAAUGUGCCACCAUCACCAAUCCUGAAUGCAUGUGGAACAGUUUCUCCUCCAACACCAAGAACUCAGAGUGUACCAUUUACGUCCUAUGGUGGGCCCCACACUAGCCUACUGAAACGUCACAUUUCACAUCAGCCCUCUGUGAAUACAGACCCAGCUGCUCAGGAAAUCUGGAGAUCUGAAACACUGCUUCAGAUUUUCAUUGAAAUGUGGCUUCACCAUUAUUCACUGGAAUUGUAUCAGAAAAUGCAGUCUCCCCAUGUCAAGGAACCCUUCACUCCAACAGAGGAGCAUGUGCUAAUGGUGAGACUGCUGGUCAAGCACCUCCACUGUUUCUCCAAUAGCCUAAAACCAGAGCAAGCCUUGCCUUCACCUUCAACUCAUUCUCACACUGCAAGUCCACUGGAGGAAUUCAAGAGGGCUGUGAUUUCAUGUUUUUUUCAGCAGAAGUUGUACGUGUUCCUGCAGCAAUGUUUCAGUCACUGGCCUCUGGAUGCCUCCUUUAGAGCGGUUUUGGAAACGUGGUUGAGCUAUCUGCAGCCAUGGAGGUAUGCAGGAGAAAAACCAUUCAGCCUGAUUGAUUCUAUGGAUCGCAGCGUACCAGACAAAUGGGCACCCUUUGUGCAGGACAAUCUGCUGAUGUUCACAAAACUCUUCCAAGGCUUUUUGAAUCGAGCUUUGCGCACUGAUCUUGUCAGCCCCAAGAAUGCACUGAUGGUGUAUCGAGUGGCUAAAGUGUACAGUCAGCCCAACCUCGCUGAAAUGAUUAAGGAAGCUGAGCGCUUGUUCAUGGAGCCUGAUCCGAUGCAUCGUCCGAGGCAGCAUCGUGUGUACACAUCUCCUGGCUUCAGCAGCACGUACAUGUCUUCGUGGCAUUCUCCAAUGGCCGAUACAGCCUUCAGAGUCAAGAGUCAUGUGUACAAUUUGGAGGGGCAGGACUGCGUGUACAAGCAGAUGUUUGGGUCUGAAGUCAGGAGUCUGGUUCUGAAAUUGGCCCAUUUAAUAGCACAAGCCAAGCAGACAGCGAAAUCGAUCUCUGAUCACACAGCCGAGCAAUCAACAGGCCAGUCGCUCAUGUCCUUAUUGGGCCUGACCACCUAUGAUUUCAAUACCUCGACUUACGGAGGUAGUGAUUUGGAUGAUUUGGGACCUGAUGAGAUACGGAAAACUGAUGAGUACCUUGAAAGAUCAUUGGAGUACUUGUGUUUAGUGUUCAAGUUCAGCACCCCACACCUGUCGACCUUGGCAAUGAAUGUGGGAGCAGCUCCAGAUGAAAAUGGAAGGCACCAGAUGCCUGACUGUAUUCGGGGAGAGAAUGGGCUGACCCUGACCCAACUGGGCAGGUACCAGAUUAUAAAUGGACUCCGAAGGUUUGAGAUAGAGUAUCGGGGAGACCCUGAGCUGCAGCCAAUUCGCAGCUAUGAGAGUGGCCUGUUAGUACGUCUGCUUUUCCAGAUAUCGUCUGCCAUCAACCAGCGGUUUGCUGGUGAAAUGGAGGCCCUAUGUCAGCGUGAUGGUAUAGUGGGAAAACUGGCUCGCUAUUAUCUGACCUACCCAGAGUUGAGUCGGAGGAUCAAGUCAGGUCCUGUGAUGUGCCGCACCUUCCAACAGCAUCGGCCACGGCUCAGCCUGCGUUUCCUGGCUAGUUAUCGCACGCUGUUCUCACUCUUCAUUUGUAUGGUUAUUGGUGCCACGCUCAACCUGAAUCCCCUAGCUUCUUUUCUCCUGAUCAUAUUCUUCUGGCUUCUGUAUGGGAUUGUAUGGGCUCUCUGUACAGAUCAAACAAAACCUCACCAGGUGUGAAAAGUAAAGGAGUCAGCUCUUUCUAUUUUUUAUCUUCCUCAGAAAAUGUUUUUUUAAGUUGUAAAAACAGAACUAACCUUUAAAUCGGAUACCAAUACCUAGGUUUUUUAAGUAUUUUUUGAACUUUUCAGUGUUACUGUCUGAACUGUUGUGUAGACAGUUAUUUUUACAGAUGACUGUGUACCUUUCUAUUGAUUGUGUUAUGUCGCCUUAAUUUUGGUAUUCCACAUGAUGUGAUGGUGGUGACGUUUUGCCAGAAAAACAUCAAUUGAGCCAAUGUCCUAGGUCUGGUAUGUUAGGCUCUGAAGUCUGUAAUGGGAUUGAAUUUACAGCUCUGGGAGUGUGCUUUAGUCACAAGUCUGGUUCACUUUCCAGCUGUUUGUUGCUGUAACCAUCGCAGAAUGGAUUGUCUUGUACCCAGUAGCACCAGCAUGGAACUGAGCUGAAAUGAGACCAACUACUAUGAAAUGAUCAUCUGAAAGCUUAAAUCCAGGCUCCAGCCCAAAUAGGACUGAUCACUUCAAACGAAAGAAACAUUGGCAUUCCAAGGAUUGCUGUUGCGUCAAAAAUUGAACUUGUUCCUCAGUGUGCAUUCUGCUGUAUAAUGUGAAAAUGACACGUUGAACUGUUAAUACCAAAACAAACAUAUGCUGGAAAUCUUGAACAGGUCAGAAAGUAUCUGUGGUGACAGUUCAAAUUGGUGACCUGAAUUUAGAUGAAAGAUCAUCAGCUUGAAACGAUAACUCCAUUUCUUCCUGCACAUGUUUUGCCUGACCUUCUAUCUUGUUUUUUGUAUGACUUGAUGGAUCCAGCCUGUGUUGAAAGAUUGAGGUGGAGUUGAGAGCACACACAAUCCCAAAAUGAGAAAUGCAGUGUCUGCGGAAGUCAGGUGGAGUUUUCUAUACACUAGUAAUUUGCAGGGCUUUGUUAAUCCAGAAUAGAAUCCUGCUCCUGCCUUUCCUGCGAAAUACUUUCGUGUCAUUGGCAUGACAGUUGUUGAAACUCAGCAGAAUUAAUUAGAUGAAAUGUACAAUUCUACUGUUAAUAUUGUGUAAAAUUGUGCACUGUCAGCCACACCAAUGGAAAACCGAUAAUGUAUUUUUUAAAAUGAAUUUGAUAAAUCUUUAAUUUUGUGUUUAAUUUAAUGUGUUUGUAUGCUGAUGUUCUGCUGGUUGAGUUUGAGGCCCUACAAUUGAAAUUAAAAUGGAGAUGUUUAAUUUUUUUAAUGAGACUGGGAAAUGGUGGUAUUCUGAGGUACCUGGGGGGGUAAAAUGCAGGUACAGUGAGUAACAAGUUGUAUUCCAGUCCUUUGGAGUAAAGUUAAGAGUAAAGAAGCCUUACUAAAAUUA
Messenger RNA from Rhincodon typus (whale shark), 3676 nucleotides. It is a transcript of the gene smpd4, whose product is annotated as sphingomyelin phosphodiesterase 4. Lineage: Eukaryota; Metazoa; Chordata; Chondrichthyes; Orectolobiformes; Rhincodontidae. The record is from RefSeq and is a predicted model, not a curated record. Gene Ontology annotation, biological process: sphingomyelin catabolic process; ceramide biosynthetic process; glycerophospholipid catabolic process. Bases 12 to 2327 code for a protein of 771 amino acids. The transcript is spliced from 16 exons. Gene Ontology annotation, molecular function: sphingomyelin phosphodiesterase D activity.